ACACAGGAUCCGGAGCUGGUGCUGAUAACAGCGGAAUCCCCCGUAUACCUCUCUCCUUGGUCCUGGAAUAGUGCUACGGAUAACCAAGUAGCCAUAAAAUACAGUAAACCCUCAGCACUUGCUCAGUUUUAUGAAAGUCUCAAAUAAAAGGGACGUAAGCAAAAAAAAAAAAAAAAAAAGGCUUUUUUGUUUUUGUUUUGCGUGAGGGGACUCCAAAAAUAAAAUUCUCUAGGGAUUGAGGGGGAAGAAAAGAAAGAAAAUGCCAGCUGACAUAAUGGAGAAAAAUUCCUCCUCCCCGGUGGCUGCUACCCCAGCCAGUGUCAACACGACACCGGAUAAGCCAAAGACUGCAUCUGAGCACAGAAAGUCAUCAAAGCCUAUCAUGGAGAAAAGACGAAGAGCAAGAAUAAAUGAAAGUCUGAGCCAGCUGAAGACACUGAUUCUGGAUGCUCUUAAAAAAGAUAGCUCCCGGCAUUCCAAGCUGGAGAAGGCGGACAUUCUGGAAAUGACAGUGAAGCACCUCCGGAACCUGCAGCGGGCGCAGAUGACGGCGGCGCUAAGCACAGACCCGAGCGUGCUGGGGAAGUACCGUGCCGGCUUCAGCGAGUGCAUGAACGAAGUGACCCGCUUCCUGUCCACGUGCGAGGGCGUUAACACCGAGGUGCGCACUAGGUUGCUCGGCCACCUGGCCAACUGCAUGACCCAGAUCAACGCCAUGACCUACCCAGGGCAGCCGCACCCCGCCUUGCAGGCGCCGCCGCCGCCCCCGCCAGGACCCGGAGGUCCCCAGCACGCGCCGUUCGCGCCGCCGCCACCGCUGGUGCCCAUCCCCGGGGGCGCGGCGCCCCCUUCCGGCGGCGCUCCCUGCAAGCUGGGCAGCCAGGCUGGAGAGGCGGCCAAGGUAUUCGGCGGCUUCCAGGUGGUGCCAGCUCCAGACGGCCAGUUUGCCUUCCUUAUCCCCAACGGGGCCUUCGCGCACAACGGCCCAGUUAUCCCGGUCUACACCAGCAACAGCGGGACCUCCGUGGGUCCCAACGCAGUGUCUCCUUCUAGCGGCCCCUCUCUCACUACGGACUCCAUGUGGAGGCCGUGGCGGAACUGAAGGGUUCAGGCCACCUCUGCCCCUUAACUCCCCAACCCAUCUCUUUCGUCCGGACACUACACAGGAACUUGGAUGCUAGGAGACAAGACUUUUCUGAUUAAGUGGUUACUUUUUUUAAUUUCUAAAAAGUUACUUUUUUGUAGAGAGUCGUAUUAAGUGACUGACCAUGCACUAUAUUUGUAUAUAUUUUAUAUGUUCAUAUUGGAUUGCGCCUUUGUAUUAUAAAAGUUGAGAUGACAUUUCGUUUUUUACACGAGAUUUCUUUUUUAUGUGAUGCCAAAGAUGUUUGAAAAUGCUCUUAAAAUUUUAUCUUCCUUUAGGGAAGUUUAUUUGAGAAAAUAUAAUAAAAGAAAAAAGUGAAGUCUU
This is a messenger RNA of Castor canadensis (American beaver), 1468 nucleotides long. RefSeq names its product hes family bHLH transcription factor 1 (gene Hes1). The record is from RefSeq and is a predicted model, not a curated record. NCBI's taxonomy places the organism in Eukaryota, Metazoa, Chordata, Mammalia, Rodentia, Castoridae. Gene Ontology annotation, biological process: regulation of DNA-templated transcription. Gene Ontology annotation, molecular function: DNA binding; protein dimerization activity.